AUGCACUUUCGCAUCUUCCACCAUCGCCUUUGCCUUCAUUGGACCAAGAUAGAAAAGCUUGAGAAGUCUGAUUUCAGGCGGGUGUGGUGCAGAAGUUCCAAACAAAAAAAGAAAACAACUGAAAAGAAGACAUUCACCAUGUUUAGAAUACCAAAUUCCCUUCGAAUUUCCACAGAUAGUCGAAACGAGGUGGUAGGUACCGGAUCACCACAUUCUUGUGAGUGUUCUCACAGGAUGAAUAUGACGGAGUACCUUCGGACCGAUUCAGCACUACCUCAUCGAGAUUCCAUUAUAAAUGGCAGCAGAAAGGAAUCAGCACUAUCACCUCAAAGCUUAUUCUCGUCUGAUGGUGAAUACAUAUCUCCCAGUCUUAAGAACUACCAAGAGAGCGCAAAGGGCAAUUUUCUGACAGAACUCUCCGGGGAGAGUAAUUUUCAUGAACUUCCAGAUAGCAGCCGGUUGCCAGAACUUUCAGAAGAUAGUCUGAAUCAUGAUCAGUCAACCCCAGUCGCAGGCCAUAGCUUUCUUAACAAUCAAAAGCGAAUAUCGUCUACUUUACGAGCCAUCGUGUCUCCAAGCUCCGCAUCCAACGGCCGUUUCCAAUCUCUUGACACACCUGAAGCCGGCUCGACAUUCAUUACAGAGUUUCCAUGCGUCAAUGGUGAUCAAGUUGGCUAUAGGACCCAAUGGUACAUUGGAACUCAAGAGUCAACUCCCAGUGCUGGCCAUUACCUAUCCGAUACUCUUGGCUCUGGUAACUCUGAAGAGGCUGAAAUGGUCGAUAUAACCGCUGAGAUACGAAUCCAGAUGGAUGCAGCGUGUCUGUCGCCAGAUUCUUCGAUUCCAAUGCCUCUCCAAUCUCCCAGGUUUCGUGGAUCAAUGUGCCCUGCGAUUCAGACGGACGUGAGAAGGUUCGAAAGUAACCUUGAUGCCAUUCAACGUCAAGGGCGACUAUUUGAAGAUUCGCCUCAGAUUUCAUCGCCAGAUACUGCCAGUACGAACGCUAGCGGUGAAACAUUUCCAAGCGAUUCGGGCUAUGGCCCAAGAGCUCCCCAAUCCGACUAUACUUCUGCAACCAGCCCGAGAAGUCUUUUUUCAGGAGACGAACGGUUAGGGUUUGAGAAUACAUUUUUCAGUAAAGCUGGGCAGCUAGUAAGCCCAUCAGAAUUUAGUCACGAAAGGUACUUCGACCAAAGUUGCAGUCUGCAAUCGAAACAACCAAAUGAUUCCAACUGGCUUGGCCUUGAGACUGUUCGAUAUGAGCUCGAUAAUUUUUGCAGAGAUCAGCAUAUGCAAGUUUCAUGUCUUUCUGAUUUCAAUGAAAACAUUCUCGAGUCAGGGGAGAUGGGAGUUCUUAAUGAUCCUUUAACCGCAUAUGUGGCACAAAGUGUCACAGAUAUUGAUCAAAGACUUUCAAACAACUUACACACUAACGAUGCUGCUCAAUACCUGCAAUCAACAAUUCAAUGUGGAGUUGACUGCUUGAAAAGUAUCACACCCAGAGCGGAAAAGUGUGCGACGACCGGCGCUGCUGCUUUUACUCCGGGCAUGGAGACUGAAUAUCAAUACGCUCCAAGUCUCUUUGGAACUUACGAAGAAAAAUAUGCAUCUCCGUGGUCCGCGGAACACGUACGAGGAUCUAAUAAGAAUUUUAAUUUCGUUACCAUACCCGAAACCCAAUUGCAAAUAGAAGAGGAACAAGCAAGGGCAUCCAAUUACGACACUCCAUCCCCGAAAUCUGCCACCAAGGUCAUAAAGUGUCCUCACCCAGGCUGUAAUUAUGAGCCGGGCGGAGCAGACCAAUGGAAAUUGGGCAAUUUAAGACGACAUGAGAAAGAAAGGCAUAAGAUAACACUUAAGGAUCGGGUUGUUUGCAAAAUGAGGGACUGCAAAGCGACAUUUACAAGGGUAGGAAACCGCAAUGCACAUCUAGAGAAUAUGCAUGGUGCUGUAAUUUUUAGACAGAAGCGAAAUCGAAGAAAUUCAAUGGCGGAAAAUGCUAAGCAGCCAAGAGCCGCUAGCAGAAUUACAAAAGCACCACGAAAAAUUGGCGGAUUACCAAACAGAACUAAGCAUAGUCGAUCACAAUCAGUGCCUGAGCUUCUGAAAAGCACUGAAUUCUGA
Botrytis fragariae is the source of this 2124-nucleotide messenger RNA. RefSeq names its product putative transcription factor c2h2 protein. Lineage: Eukaryota; Fungi; Ascomycota; Leotiomycetes; Helotiales; Sclerotiniaceae. The transcript has 2 exons. The coding region runs from base 1 to 2124 and encodes 707 amino acids. The record is from RefSeq and is a predicted model, not a curated record.